AUGUCGACCCCGGUUCUUCCACAGGACGAGCCACGCAAGGCGAAAAAAACUUGCACCAUCGUCAUUGUCCGUCAUGUAUGAAAUUCAAAAGCAUCGUACUAGUAUGAAUCGCAUGACAAAUUUCCUCAGCAUGAGAAAGAAAAUUUGUAAUGCGGAUUCGACCUGAGAAAGAAAUUUGUAAUGCAUGAAUGCGAUUACUACGAGUGCGAUAGUUUUGCACAGGAUACCACGGAGAACGGUUAGACUACGAAGAUUCCACCUGGGUGCUGAGCCGCAGCUCCGAUCCGUAUUGCAAGGAAAAAUCCUCUCUUCCCAUAUCUAGACGAAGCUUCUGAUGCCGGAUUUCCGUACACAAAUGCGCGCUGUCUUGCAAUACGGCAUCGCAGCCAGAUCCUCAGCCUAGCUUGGGGCGUUUAUUGGGUCUAGUUGUUUAGCAUUACAAACGGCUUCCCCCUAGGCCGAACAGCGUGCCAAAUCGCUUCCAUAAUGGCGCGGAAGCCUCUGCGCUUGUCUUCUUGCAAGACAGGCGUGGUUUGUGGUCUCAAAGCAGCAACGCAAAUUUUCGGAAGCAUACCCUUUCGAUAUGGGGUGGGGGGAUUUUUCCUCUGAAUAAUCCAGAAUCCACACCCUAUGACCCGCCCUUGACCGAUCGCGGGUUUCAAAUGGCCCGGCAGGCGGGGCGGGAAAUUGCGAAGUUGCUUCAGGAAGUGGUGGAGAUAUCCUAUGCAAAAGUAUCGUACUCGUACUAAUCGCAUUCAUGCAUGACAAACGUCCUUCGUAAGGUGAAACAGCAUUACAAAUUUCAUUUGUAAUGCUAAGCGAAUUUGUAAUGCAGUUACUACUAGUACGAUACUUUGGCAUUUCAUAGGAGAAAAAAACUGACAAAACUUGCGCAGCUCGUCCCCUCCGCAUAAUCACCUCGCCCCUGUUGCGUUGUGUGCAAACGAGCUGUGGACUGCGGGAGGGGCUGUUGAACUUGAAGGAGAGAGGACAAUUGGGAACAAGGGAAGCUGGCGACGACGUCGGUAACGAUAACACCAGAGAGGGAGAAGUUGGGACGCCCUCCGGCUCUUCUUGUUCUCGUCCUAUUCCCUUCCACUGCAGCCUCGCCCUGACGGAAGUUGCAAUGGAUAAGUGGUAUCUCGCGUGGUGUGUCCCAAACCAAUCCGACGGCUCCUGGGGCGGGCCGUACGGGUUCAAGCUGCCCUCUAGUGAGGAGGAGAAGAACGCGCUGAAUCUCCACCCCGCGGCGACAGCGCCGAUCGGGAAAUUGCUCCAGAAGUGCGUGAAAGAGAAUUUUCUCAGCGCGAUCAGGACCGCCGGAGGUCGUGCUGUUGGUGUUGAACAAGGGGAGCAGGCAGGAGUAGCCUCUGGGAGACAUCAAGUAGAAGGUCCACCCGGUCGUCCGUCGAAGUCGAGCUGCUACUGGUUAGACCGAGAUGGACCAUAUCAAGAUGUUGACGCAGCGCUGCCUUCGGACGAUUUUCAACGAGUAAACACGUUCACCAAAGACGGGACGAAUAACAAGGUGAUCUUGACCAGGGAACUCACGGCAGAGUCCCGGAAAAUUUGCAGAGAGCAGAUCAGUGAAGGGACGACUGUAGACCACCACAUUGGCUGCGAGGAGGGAAAAAAACGCAGCAGGGACGCGGACCUACAAGGAGCUGCAGUCAUGAUCCCCUUCGCGUGCCAAAGCAGCUUCGAAGCUGCAUACAACCUCUUCAGCCCGGAGACGAGCCGGGAACUGAAGCAGCGCAUGAAGAACUUUGUCGCGGAGCUUGAAACGCGAUUUCCAAACGAAACCCUAAUCCUCUGCACCCACGGAGGGCCGACGUCGGCUGCGGUUACGGCAUUGAGCGGAGCGCACGGAGAACAAGGGUACACGAGUAUUAACGUUUUGGUGCCGAAGGAAAGAAACGUAAGCGCGUCCUCGCCAUCUUCUGCUGGUGACACCGACGGCAAAGACCAUGCGGCCCAACACGCUCCAGCAGAUGCUGAAACGACGACGAAAGGGAGCAAUCGCGAAAGCUAUGCCGAAGAUGUAGAUUUGUACGACUACGAAACGGUCGCUCUUUCACACGACCGCCACCUGCAGUGUGUGUAUGAUGCGGACAUGCAAUUGCAGAAAGACCACAUGAUCGCAGCUGCGAAAAAAGAUGCAGCGGCGGGCCGUGGCGCGGAUAGUUGUACUAGGUCUGGUGAUGUCAGGAACAAUUUGUGACGUUAUUGAUCGCGAUACUUCUCUUGAAGGAAGACGAGCCAACUUCUUUAAUCAUGGUAUCUAUGCGUACAACACAAGGAAGAUCUGCUCUCACGACCCAUUAUUUGCCCAGAAGAGCAAGAGACAAGGAGAUGUCCUCCUGCUGAGGACUCCUCGUAGUUGAGCACGAUAUAAUCGAUAC
Messenger RNA from Amoebophrya sp. A120, 2402 nucleotides. The record is from the annotation of a GenBank genome assembly. Lineage: Eukaryota; Dinophyceae; Syndiniales; Amoebophryaceae.